Messenger RNA from Syngnathus typhle (broad-nosed pipefish), 3897 nucleotides. Its product is annotated as transmembrane protein 198-B-like. Gene Ontology annotation, cellular component: cytoplasmic vesicle; plasma membrane. The coding region runs from base 495 to 1586 and encodes 363 amino acids. Lineage: Eukaryota; Metazoa; Chordata; Actinopteri; Syngnathiformes; Syngnathidae. The record is from RefSeq and is a predicted model, not a curated record. The transcript is spliced from 5 exons. Gene Ontology annotation, biological process: positive regulation of canonical Wnt signaling pathway.
GGCGCUUUAGUGUAACAGGCAAUGCGCGGUCACGAGCGACUGCCAGCCACCUUCAUGGGUAGCGCGACACACCGCGUCCGUCCAUCCGGGCUCGGGGCCCGCUCCACAUUUGGUUGCGGACCUCCCCGCGGUGCUCCAUUCCGACGUCGUAUUUGAAACAGCUCCAGUCAUGGAGGACUAGUCCCAUCCGGAUCUACCGACACGGGAGAGACGCGUCGUCUCGCCCUACACCGACGGACUGACGGACGGAACACACCCUUUGUUGGACUGGGUGUUCAUGACACGGUCGGGGCUCGGGCUGCGGUGGCCCCCCUCUGAAGUCAUGAGUACGCCGCGGGGGUGGCGCGUCCCCCCGUCGGAGCUGAUGAUGGUGAAGGCAUGCAGCCGGCCGGCGCUGCAGCGUCUCAAUUCCCGGCCUCUCAUCUGAUCGGCCUGCCAUCUUCCAUUUCCUGGGCUCUUGAUUCUUCUUCUUUUUUUUUUUUUUUUUGCUCAUCAUGACAACCACCCUGGAACCGCUGCAGGUUCUCCCCGAAUUGGAGCUGAGCACCCGGCCGCUCAACGGGUGCGAAGACCCGGCGGGCCGCUACAAAGUGGUUCCCUCCGUAGUCUGCUCCAUGUGCUGCCUCUUUGGUGUCAUUUACUGCUUCUUUGGCUACCGCUGCUUCAAGGCGGUGAUGUUCCUGACAGGCCUGAUGUUCGGCUCCGUGGUCAUCUUCAUGCUCUGCUACAAGGAGCGCGUGCUGGACACCCAGCUGAGCGUGGAGGCCUCGGUGGGCAUCGGCCUGGGCAUCGGCACGCUGUGCGGCCUGGUCACCAUGCUGGUUCGUAGCGUGGGCCUCUUCAUGGUGGGUCUGCUGCUCGGCCUGCUGGUGGCCGUGGCCACCUUGGUGGGAAUGGAGGAGCUUUCCCACAGCCCGCCACGCUCGGUCUGGGUGCCUCUGGGCGUGCUGCUUGGCUUGGGCAUGCUCUUUGCCGUGCUCACCCUCCAGUGGCAGCGCAUCUUCACCACGCUGUCCACCGCCGUUUUCGGCGCCGCCGUCAUCACCGUCGCCCUGGACUACUUCGUGGAGCUCUUUGCGCUCGUUCUCUACAUGUACGAGCGGAUGAAAGCCGUCCCCGGGAAGCCCGUUUGCUGGCUUACAUGGGUGGUGCUGGGGGUGUGGCCUGCGCUCACCCUGUUGGGGGUGGUGGUCCAGUGGAAGGUGACCGCCGAGGGCUACUCGCAUACUAAGGUCAUCAUCAGCCGUCAGCAGAGGAGGAUGCAGGUGAUGCGUAUCCGCCAGCGGGACGACCGCUACCGCCACAAAAAGAAGAAGAAGAAGCAUCUGGGCUCCUCCUCCAGCCAAAACCAAGCCAAGCAAUUCCACCAGGAUCCCGUCUAUCGCCGCAAGCCCAAUCCAAUCCGUCGCUAUGACACCGAUGUUCUCUCACCUAGCUACAUCCAGAAUUUCCGUGACCGGCAGGUGCAGGCCCAGCCUUUCCCAGGACAGUUGUUUGGCGGGCCGCACACCGCAGUGGACCUGGGUUACGACCCCGGCUCGACGGCGCCCUUCGCCGGAGCUACCGGACCUCCGCUACGAUCCUAAUCACCUUGACUCAGUCGAGACACACACUUGCAACUCGUGUGUGUGCACACCCGUGCGAGUUGUAUCCACCCAUCACUGCACGAUUUCACUCUCUCGCACACACACACACAGACACACACACAGCAGCCACCGUGUGAUGGGUCCACAUCUGUUUCAGCGCCUCACAUCAGAUCAGGGAUCAGAACGCAGACCCAUCUCAGGCAUCUUCACAAGAGAUGACCCUCAGUCUGCAGGCCCCUUGUGCCAUCUGGAUUCCAUCUGUCACCUUUCAAAUCGGUGCUGGACCAUUUUGUCUUCAAGUGGAUUUUGCUGUAAUGGGUGCCUUGCUCCUCUUGGGCUGUUUUGCCACUUUUGGGGUGCUCACACAGGGUCGCAUUUGAUUCAGGGCUCGGCUUGUCGUCCUCACCACGCCUGGGCGGACCUGUGACGAGCGUGCACGUACUCGAAAGCCAUACGGACGGCGGCGCCUCGCCGCAACUCUCCCAACACGUGCCGGAAGCGUCGGAAGUGUCGUUGCAGAUUUGUCACAAAUCCCCAAAGAACAUUUUCAAACUCCGAGUUUCUCAACGUUUCUCCAGCCGAAUUAUUGAUUUUCCAUUCGCAAAAUCUCACAACACAUUACCAAACAGAAAUGACACUAAAAGUCCUGUACGGUAUAGUAAGACGCCCUCCAUCGCUGGUUCCGAGUCCGAGCUCAGCAAAUUUUAUUAAUGUUUUUGUUUGAGUGGAACUUUUACAAAAAUUUUUAAUCAAAGAUACAAGUAAAGAUUUUAGAUUUUUUUUUUUUAGCUGAUUUGGAAUCAGCCCUUGGUUUUUUUUCUGGCCCAUCAGGUUUUCAUAAUGUUAUGAUAAUAAUAAUUUUACGUAAUAUAGUAAUAUUAGUAUAUAAUAAUGUAUAGUUAGUCGGUAAGCUUUAUGAUUUAAGAUUUUUGUUUUCCUUAAACACCAUCGCUAUAAAUACAAUACAUGGCAAAGUUUUUACGGGUCAAACUUGGACAAAAAGGGAAAAUAUCUCAAAAGCCUGAUGUGGCAGAGAUAAAAAGACAUUUUUGAAAAUUAAGGGUCAUUGAAUGUCAUCAUCUUGCAUUUUACGCCUUCAGAAGCAACUGCUGGAGGUUUUUAACAUCCAUCUUUAGGCAUGAUUAUCAAUCUGUAUUUCAAGAGUUGGUUAAUUUGCAAAAAAAUUAUUUGUUCACUAUAAACACAUCGAGGUAUCGCUACACUGAUACACAAUAUUUUUGUGUUAUCAAUUGCUCUUGCUUUCUUAUGUGUUUUAAAUGCAUUUAUAUUAUUUGAAAUAUGUUUAAAGAACUUUAAGUGCCAUAAAUGCUAUAAAAGUAUGUCCGGAGAGUAUUUCAAUAAGAUUUUUCUCGAGCGCGUAUUUCACUUCUUGUCCGGAACAUAACCCCGCGAUGGAGUGGCGAUUACUGUAUAUAUAUAUAUUUUUUAAAAAUGCGGCCCUGUUUUGUUCAUUAUUAUUUUGUUUUAUCAAAUUGACCGACCAUCGAGGGAACUGCCGUUUAAUUAUUCUGCCCGUCACUAUUUGUCACUGGCAGAGAUGGAUGAACAAAUCAGAAUUAUUCACCAAAAAAAAAAAGAAUCAUAAUUUUUGGACCACUUUUGUGGAAUUGGAUCAUUUCCCUGCAUACUGCAAACUUGAUGAUCUUUGACAUGCACUCGGAAUUGAGUGCUCUCGCUGCAAGGCACGUUGUGUUUUUUUCCAUUCCAUUCCACCGUCUGUUAGAUAGCAGCUUGCUAACAACAGUGACGGAGAGGCAGACAAGGCUGUGAACAUCCCCUUAAUGGCAUCAUUUCUGUAAAAAAAAAAAAAAAAAAAUAUAUAUAUAUAUAUAUAUACGAGGCUUUGUAAAAGCAAAGAGUGAAUGUAUGAGACGAUUGCAUGAGCCCCUCCCUUUUUGACACACACCCUUUAUCGUGAUUCCAAAACCCCUCAACGUCUUCUAUAUGCACCCAAGUCGGAUAUUUCCAAUCUUUUUCCUCUGUUUGAUCUAAUUCCAUCCUUUGGUUGGAAUCUAUUGGGAUGUAGUCACAGUCAAUUCUAACAUGAAAGCAUGCCUUCCUGAUGAUGUCAUCCUUUUUUAUUCUAUGUAUUCCACAUUGCUGCACACACGGACACACGUACGUGUUGAUCACACUGCCCUUCCCCACACACAAAGCCAUUUAUCUCCUCCAUCUGUCUACUCCUGAUAACAUGUUCUCAAACGUGUCUGUAGAAAUAUGUAGAUAAAAUCAUUGCAACAUGCACAAACACAUUGAUAAUAAAUUCUGGUGAUGUGGAUCACCUCUCAUG